AUGGGUUCACCAUUGGCACAGCCAUCGGCUACAAGAAAUGGGAACAAGAGGGUGAUUAAGAAAAGAAAAUACAGUCGAGGAGGAUGUAAGGAAUGUAAGCGUCGGAAAAUCAAAUGUGAUGAGGCCAAACCACAUUGUUUGAACUGUACUCGAUUAAACAAGAGCUGUGUAUAUCCAGCUGAUAUUCAGCCGAAAUUCAAGUUUAUUAAUGAGCCGGAUAGGGGUAUGAUUGGGAUUUUAGGAAUGGGAACGGGGAUGGGGAUGGGAGGAGGAGGAGAAGGAGGAGGAGGAGGAAGACAAGAUGUGAUUGUAAUGGAAGGUAUGCGAGGAGUCGAGGUUGAUGUACAGACAGAGAAACUAAAAGAAAAUAAGAAUCUAGCUUUGCAACUACCGAGUACUAUGAAUAAUGGACUUUUACGACGAGAGUCUACACCACUUUUGCAUCAUCAAUCCCCUCCUUUAUGUCCCCAACCCCAACAACAUCAACUACGGCUCCAACAACAACAACAGCAACAACAACAACAACAGAUUCAACAACAUAUUCAACUGCAACCGCUGCUGCUGCUGCAACAGAUGAGUUAUAGGUUUUACCAAGGUAAUAAUAGUGAUAUUCGGUCUUCACCUAACUUUAUACGAGCGCAUCCAAAUAUAAACCACCAGAAACAACGUUCCCCAGAAGAAGCAACAGUGGUAACGAUGGAAAAUGGUACUUUAACGGAAGAAGAAGAAGAAGAAGAAGAAGAGAAGUCACUGGCUGCUGCUACUGCUGCUGCUGCCAAUGGACAUCAUGCGUGUAAGAAAUAUAAAAUUGCCGACGUUUUGUCACCUGCUGCCGAGGUUGACUUUUUCAAUGAUGAGAAUUGGGGGGACGUUGCUCCUGAUGACGUCAGGAAUUUAUUCGAUGAUGCUAGCUUGCUAGUCCAUGAUUCUUUUAAAAUGUUUGAUAUGGGUCAUGUUUAUCGAAGCUCAAAUCAUACUCAUUUCAUGGAUGGGUUACAAAACAAUGAUUUCUCUACGGGGCAGAAUAUUGCAGAUGAAUAUGAUGGGGAAUUGUUGUAUGCUCAGAAUAAUUCGCAACAUGAAGAACAAGUUAUUAAGACGAAUAGGGAAUUGAUUGAUUCCACAUUUAAGGGCUUUGACUUGACUGGACCACAUGAGGCAUAUUUGAAUAAACUAACUAACCUGGAAUUAUCAUUCCAUGUAUAUCCUUUUGCUCAGAGUAUAGAGAGCAAUGAUGUUAUGAGGAUACUAUUGAGGUAUCUGCAAGGGUGUGCAUACUUGUUAACCUCGUUGUUAUCGAGUAGUGCUACUUUCCAGUUCAUUCAAACAAGGAAGUUGGUCCAUGAACAAAAUAGGGCAAAAUAUACCUCUCUUUGUUUGAAAUUGUUAAGUGAGGCAUUCUCUCAGGAGAAUGGUGAGGCAAGUACAAAUACCAAUAACAAUAAUACCGGACUCAUGGCGAAUGAUAUUGAAAAAUUGUUGCUAACUGUUUUGGUUUUAACCUCGAGUUUUACGGCAAUGGCUUAUUUCCAGAACAAUGAAACUACAAACGAACAGAAUAAGGCUUCUUCUUGGAAAAUCCACCUAGGUAGAGUUAAAGAUCUUUUGAUGAAGUAUACUAAGAUAACAUCAAAAUCGUGUAACAACAGACCAGCGUGCAUUUCCAAUGGACUAGCUUUAGCAAAAACUUGGUUUUUUGCGAUUGAAGCUCUCGCUGAGGUGAACGACCCAUUGGGUGGAACUUUGAAGUAUGUGAAGAAGAAUAUUUCUGAGGUUACUGAUAUUAUUAAAACAGACACUGAAUUGGACUGUUCAGAUAUGGGUAGAUUAUGGAUGCAAACUGGGUAUUUCAAUAGAGAAAAGAAUGCAGAAUAUCAUGACGCAUUGGUCAGGAUUAAUUUACUCACCAUGCCUCAGCAGCAACAACAACAACAACAACAACAACAACAGCAGCAGCAGCAACAGCAACAGCAACAGCAACAGCAACAGCAGCAACAUGUCGUCCAAUUUAAUCUUUUCAAUGGAUAUAGCAUUGAUGUGGUUAAAUUGAUUGAUGAAUUUACUAAAUCUUUGGACUUGGUUAGAGCUAAUGGCAACAGUGCCCAAAUUUCAUUAAAUCGGAUUGCCAGGAUUAUGUCACUUAUUGAUAAAGCUAAACAGAAUGAAAUUGUUCCAGGUGUAAGUAAAGAAAACUUCCAAAUACCCGAAUCGUCGCCUGGUCAUCCUCGAUACGAUAAAUUUGAUAAGAUUUGUUUACCGCCAUCAUGUUAUGGACAUGAACUUGUUGGGGACCAAAUGGUUUAUUAUUCAUGGUUUGAUUGGAGUGAGCAACUUCAUGUGGAUGCCAUUUGUCUCAAGAUGUUUGCUACUAAGGGACUAUUGAAACUACCCAAACACCAUCCACUUUUAAAAGAGUUGAAAAUGAAAGUGAUGUUAUCGAUGUUUUUCAUCAAGAGGAAACUGGCAAAGAAUAUUAGUCACGACGACAGUCACGACGACAGUGACAACAACAGUGACAACACCAGUGACAACACCAGUGACGACAUAUAUAUUGAGCUGGAUAAUUUUUACGUUUCAAAAACCUUAUUUGAUGCAAGAGCGAUGAUGGCACAAACAGUAUUUCGACACUGUCUGAGAAUAAGCAAUAAUGAAGAGGAUUUCGAGAAAUUAGAAUUGUAUUAUAGAGCAUUGGUUAAAUUGGGCAAUGGAAGCUCAUUAAUGGCAUCAGAUCAGCUACAAAAAUUAAGAAAAAUAUGGGAAAGAAAUAGAUAUAAAGGAGAGAUUGAAGAUACCGAGAAUGACGAGUCUCUAGAGUUGGAAUUCAUCUCCUUCUCAUGA
Lodderomyces oxycetoniae is the source of this 2838-nucleotide messenger RNA. It is a transcript of the gene LYS144, whose product is annotated as Lys144p. The transcript has a single exon. The record is from RefSeq and is a predicted model, not a curated record. Gene Ontology annotation, molecular function: zinc ion binding; transcription cis-regulatory region binding; DNA-binding transcription factor activity, RNA polymerase II-specific. Gene Ontology annotation, biological process: positive regulation of transcription by RNA polymerase II. NCBI's taxonomy places the organism in Eukaryota, Fungi, Ascomycota, Pichiomycetes, Serinales, Debaryomycetaceae. Bases 1 to 2838 code for a protein of 945 amino acids. Gene Ontology annotation, cellular component: nucleus.